AUGGAUGUUCAGAAUAUGACAAUUACCAACUACCUACAGCUUUUGGGUCCACUACGGCUGACUUACCACCUGAACGAUGAUAUUACAUUUGGAGGAGAUACCAGUGCAAAUAACCAAGAGCAGAAUGGAAAUAUAACAUCAAAGGAUGAAAUUGAUGAAACAUUGGCAUCAGAGAAGGUUGAAAAAGUAAAGGUUAAAUCAGCAGUUUGUGAUGAUGAAGGUACGGGUAAAUCUGUUGACAUUGAUGAAAAUUAGGAUAGUGAUGAUGAGGGAAAAUUUUUAGAAUGUCGAAAAAUGCUCCUGACCUUUGCAAAUCAAAGGUCAAAAUUGUCCAAGGAAAGGCAAGAUGACAUUGGAGGAAGCUAUUGCCGAUUCUCAAAAGUUGACUGAUUUCAUGUUAGACUUCGAUCAAGAUAAGGAUCUUGGAACGUAAUUUUACAAGGGGCCAAAGAAACAAGAAAGAGAAGUUGGAAGGGUAAAAAUAGAGCUAAUAUAAAUCAUCUGUUGCUAAUGUAGUUGCUGCUAUGUAACUGAUAUAAACAUCCCUCGUAUAAGGAUGGACCAACAUCCAAACCUGAAAGAAGAAAAAAUAAAAUGACUCAACGCCAACGGGCGCGCAUGAUUCCCAUCUAGUUUUUGUUUAUUUAUUAUUAUUGUUGUGUAGCAUUGUUGUAAAGGGGUUAAAUGAGAUUUAAAUACAAAUUAAAAUUUACUUGACUACUUCACUUCUGGAGUUUCAGUAAUAAUGUCAAAGGUUUGUGG
Molecule: messenger RNA, 762 nt
Organism: Lactuca virosa
Lineage: Eukaryota; Viridiplantae; Streptophyta; Magnoliopsida; Asterales; Asteraceae
Source: the annotation of a GenBank genome assembly